Messenger RNA from Schistosoma turkestanicum, 1668 nucleotides. The record is from the annotation of a GenBank genome assembly. Lineage: Eukaryota; Metazoa; Platyhelminthes; Trematoda; Strigeidida; Schistosomatidae.
GGAUAUUGGAUUGUACUGCAACUGAAAUGCGCAGAGUACCAAUAUAUGCGUUGCAACCUGCCCAAUCGAAGCAUCAAGCGGGCAUGGUUUGCUUAUGAUCAUAUCUGUUAAGGAUUGUUUUUAUUUGGUGACGAAUUUUAGAGCAACGCUUCAUCAUAAAAGUAACCUUUGCCGAGAGAAAUGAUGGCGUUACGGCGCCUAACAUCUGUUAUGUUGUGUCUAAGACCACCGACUGUAUGUUCAAGUGGAACUAGAUUAUUGUCUACGAAUUAUAGACUAUCAGGACUGUCUGCAUCCUCUAAUUUGUACCUGAUAGGGUCAAAGUCGCACACCUUAUACAACUCCGCUUUCACACCUAAAAUCUACGUCCCAUGCCGAUACAGCACCAUAUUCAGCGAUUAUCCUGGUGAUAUGUUAUGGGAAGGAGUAACGGGACCAAAAGGAGGCUCAAAAAAACGUGCGAGAGGAAAACGCAGAGUCACAAGACAAAAAAUAGAUCUCCAUAAGGGACAGAAAGUGGGAGUUGGAAAAGCCUGCAUGCAGUGGCCUGGUCUUAAUACUUCUUUAUCCUCAUCUAUCAAAAAAGGUGACUAUAAUGAAAAGUAUUUUGAAAGGCUAGAAGCGCUUCGUAACAAAUCUGCUGUGAAAAAGAAACGCAUGAAAUUAGCCCCUUUACAACGUGGUUGGACAGGGAAACGAAUGGGAGGACAAUCUGUUGGUCCACCUACACCAAAUCAUCCGGAUUUUGACUGUCGUGUCAUCGAGUCGAAAGUUGUCGCCACAAUGACUGCAACAAAAGGACGUUAUCGUCGAUUUUCAGUGGUUGUUGCAACUGGUAAUGGACAAGGUUUAUGUGGUAUUGGUAAAGCAAGAGCUUUAAAUAUAAUGUCCGCUGUUCGACGUGCUAAAUCACGUGCUGCACAGAAUAUUGUGUCAUUUGAACUUAAAGAAGGAAGAACAUUAUGGCAUGUUGGAUAUGUUUGUCAGUGGAACAGUAAAAUUUUUGCAACUCCUCUACCGGAAGGUACUGGUUUAAAAUGUCAUCGUAUGAUUAAAACUUUAUGUCAAGUUAUUGGAAUUAAAGAUAUGUAUGCUAAAGUUGAAGGUAGUACAACAAAUUAUCAAGCAAUAGCCAGAGGUUUCUUACGCUUAUUAGGUCAACAGAAAACAUAUGAAGACUUAGCUAACAGUCUAGGACUUCAUGUUGUUGAAUUUGCUGCUGAUCGUGAUAUGUAUCCACAUGUCUUAGCGUCCCCUGCGUACGGUCAAACAAUUGAUUUAAAUGACGAUAUUGUCAAUGAACCUGAGUCACAAUCUGAAACAGAAAAUGAACCUCCCUCAUUAUUAGUUCAAUCAAAUCCAAUACGCCGUAAACCGCGUAAACCUAGACCUGAACAACAUGACAGUUUCUUAGAUAAUUUAAUUGAUAAUGAUGAUGACAGAGCUACAGAAGCUAAUAUUUCAGAGUUAUUAGCAGCAGGUGAACGUGAUGUAGACACUCUUAUGUUGGGAGGACGUGUACGACUGAAAAAGAGCUCAACUCAUCAUGCUCGAGUAACUGACGCUGCGGUUCUUCGGCGUAGAGCAGAACGUCAUCGUUAUCGUAACCAACAAGCUGUCAAGCUCGAAAGAAACACUCAUGCUGCAUUGGCUGUAAAUUCGGUAUAA